Messenger RNA from Rubroshorea leprosula, 1375 nucleotides. The record is from the annotation of a GenBank genome assembly. Lineage: Eukaryota; Viridiplantae; Streptophyta; Magnoliopsida; Malvales; Dipterocarpaceae.
CUCAUAUCCAUAGCCUUCUUCAAAAUGAAGAUUAAUCCUCCAUCUUCGAAUAGUCUUGCCCUUUCUUGGGCCACUUUCACCAUCUUUUUGUUUCUCUCCAAACCCUCUCUCCAACAAACUGUGGAAGAGAAUACAACACCCUCUCUUCAACAAUUUAACCCUCCAAAUCUUCCAUUGAUCCCAAAUCCAAGGCUUCUAAAUGCAUUCAUAGCCCUCCAAGCAUGGAAACAUGCCAUCAUCUCUGACCCCAACAAGUUCACCUCCAAUUGGUUCGGCUCGGAUGUCUGCAAAUACACCGGUGUCUACUGUGCUCCGGCCCCCAAUGACCCCCACAAAACCACCACUGUCGCCGGAAUCGACCUAAACCAUGCCAACAUCGCCGGUUAUUUGCCUGAAGAACUCGGCCUCCUCUCCGACCUUGCCCUUUUCCACAUCAACUCCAACCGCUUCUGGGGAACCCUUCCUUAUCGCUUUAAGGAACUCCGUUUCCUUUUCGAGCUUGACGUUAGCAACAACAACUUCACCGGAAAGUUCCCGUCCGUUAUUUUUUCUUUACCAUCGCUCAAAUUUCUUGAUAUCAGAUUCAAUCAGUUCGAAGGGGAGAUUCCGUCACAGCUCUUUGAUCUGAAACUCGAUGCUCUGUUCAUUAACAACAACAAAUUCCAGUCCUCGUUGCCACAGAACCUCGGGAACUCUCCAGUAUCAGUUCUUGUCCUCGCCAACAAUGGCUUCGGCGGCUGCAUUCCUUCGAGCUUUUCGAAAAUGGCUGGAACCUUAAGUCAAAUUGUUCUCAUGAAUAGUGGACUGACUGGUUGUCUGAACAACAAUUUAAGACUGUUCAAGAACGUGACGGUCUUUGAUGUCAGCUCUAACAAUCUUGUCGGGCCGUUACCGGAGUCAUUUGGGGAGAUGAAGAAGCUGGAGCAGCUAAAUGUGGCGCAUAACAAGUUGUCCGGCGAUGUUCCGGCGAGCGUAUGCUCUUUACCGAGGCUGAAGAAUUUUACAUACUCCUAUAAUUACUUCUCCACCGAACCUCCGAUAUGCCUCAAGUUGCGCAGCAUCGAUGAUAGACAGAAUUGUAUCCCUUAUAGGCCGUUGCAGCGGUCACCGAUGGAGUGCAAGAGUUUCUAUAAGAAUCGUGUUGAUUGUGGCUCCUUUGGUUGCUCAGCUAGCUAGAAGUCCUCCACCGCCUCCGCCGCCCCCUAAACACCAUUGGCCUUGACCAGGGAGAGAUUAAUUAGAAGCAAAAGUGAAGGGUUGAUGACUUGUUAACUUUAAUUUGCUGUUCUUGUCUAAUACGAAAUUAAUAACGGUGGGAAUGGGAUGGAUUUCUCUUCUUUUUAUCCUUUUUUAGAUCCCGGAUUUUAUUUUUAUC